Molecule: messenger RNA, 2854 nt
Organism: Paralichthys olivaceus (Japanese flounder)
Lineage: Eukaryota; Metazoa; Chordata; Actinopteri; Pleuronectiformes; Paralichthyidae
Gene: ca12
Product: carbonic anhydrase XII
Biological process (GO): one-carbon metabolic process
Cellular component (GO): plasma membrane
Molecular function (GO): carbonate dehydratase activity; zinc ion binding
Source: RefSeq, a predicted model, not a curated record
GUCAGUCACUCUCCGGUGAGCAGGGGAUGACUGUGGAGGCUGGGUUUUUGUUGUUGUGGCUCUGACGUCAGUGCGAGCUACAACCAAGCCGACAACAUGAGUAUAAAAGCCGGUUCGAGGGCUGGAAACCCUCCCGCUCUCCUGCUCUGCACCGGGGCGAACAUCAGGCUGCCACACGAGGGUGCGCUGAGAGAACCGACAUGAAGUCUGUGAGCGUCUCAUCCAUCGUGUUACUGCAGCUGACUCUCUGCUCUGUGCUGCACGCUGCCAAAUGGACAUACAGUGGGCCAGAAGGAGAGCACCACUGGUCCAAGAAUUAUCCAUUUUGUGGUGGAGCCUUCCAGUCUCCAAUAGACAUCAAGUCAGAUUUGCUGAGGUUCGACCCCAGUUUGCGUCCGAUUGAGGUUCAGAACUACAACCUGUCGCCCAAUGAGCAGCUCACUCUUGGAAAUAAUGGACACUCUGUGCAGAUCUCCCUGCCCUCUAAGAUGCACAUCUCCAGCCUGCCGCAUCGUUACACCGCAGCUCAACUGCACUUCCACUGGGGCUCCUCCGGCCGACCUGCUGGAUCUGAACACAUGGUGAACAGUCGACAGUACGCAGCCGAGAUGCAUGUGGUCCACUUCAAUUCAGACAAGUACCCCAACAUGUCUAUGGCUGUGGACAAAUCUGACGGCCUGGCGGUGCUAGGUGUCCUGAUCGAGGUUGGUGAGUUCAAUCCUGCCUUUGACCAGUUCCUGAAGUUCAUCAAUGGGAUUAAAUACAGAGAUCAGAGAGUGCAGGUUCCCGGCUUCAACGUCAGAGCGCUUCUGCCUGCACGUUUGGACGAGUAUUAUCGCUAUGAUGGGUCACUGACAACUCCUCCAUGUUAUCCUAGCGUGCUGUGGACACUGUUCAGAAACCACGUGACAAUAUCUCGGAAACAGUUUCUGGCCCUGGCAACGGCGCUCUACUCCUCCCAUGCCCAGGAGUCAGCCCCUGUGCCCCUGAACGGCAACUACAGGAAACCACAGCACGCGGACAGCCGAGUCGUCCUGGUAUCAUUUAAACAGGCUGAUCUUUCUUGGAUGGACACUGGUUUACUGGUUCCCAUUCUGGUGGGCUCUGCACUGGGACUUGUUCUCAUUGUCUCUUUAAUAUGCUGUAUAUUAAGGCAAAUAAGAUCUGCUGCUGCACAGGAAAAAGAGAGAGAGAGAGACGAGUUCGGCUCCACAGUGUAGCUCGUCGUCUAGGAACUCCUUUCAAAGAAACUCAGUUGACCGUUGUCCUUUUGCACCACUCACACUGUGUGAAAUUAUCCCAUGGGUCAGUUUGGACGUCUGUGGAGAGAUUUAAGGUUUAAGCAGGAUCACAAUAUAAAGUUUGAAUGCAGCCCUGAGGUUUUUUGGAAGCACUCUUAAUUUUUUCUCAAGCCACAGUCUGGACUUCCUUUGCUGUGUUGUGGCAGGAAGAACAUCAUAGGUCUUCAUGCUGGAUGGUUAAAAAGUUGUUUUAUGCUGUACGACUACUUCCUUAGAGUAAGAGGAACAGCUUUCCUCUCUAAUAACCCUUUAUUUACGUGUCAUGAUGUGGUCAGUUCCUCCGGUAAGGCCUGAAGCUGAACUGGCGAGAAACUUAGGUCAAGUCGGACCGUGGCACCCGUUCCCUUUUGGCGGUACUGGCGUAGUGGAAAGCACAACCACAAUCCCAAACAAUAGGGGGGCAGCAGACGACAGUCAUCCUUGAUGGUAGGGUGGCCUGAGAGGGAUGGGCUUUACCACAUUUCCACCAAGCCUGUACUUAGAGCUGCUCCGUGGAUCUCAUAAUAAAAGGGACUCUCAGCUCGGUGCAAACACAGAAACACACAGCUCCUUCCCUGUGAAUGAUGCUGAGAGAAGAGAGGCUUUUGUAUUUUCAGGCUGCACGUGGGCUGACCCCUGACCCCUGUCCGCCAGUUUGAUCACAAGACUUACUCCCCAGCACUGCUUCUCAGUCAGACUAUAGCCUGCACACUUACCCUCUACAUUGCUUGUUAUAACUCUGCUGGACUGGCGUUAUGAGAUCAUGUCACAGAGCUUCCCAUGGCCCUUUUUGACAUGUUUUCUGUCUAUUAUAUCUGUACAUUUCUCUUGGAUAUUUCUAUAUGUCCCUGAGUUUAUGUUAAGUGUUGCAUGCCUGUAGCAUAGAACAGUAGUUCCCAAAUAAGGCUUUGUCACGAGAUGCUUUCAAGAAAUCAAAUCAAAUUCAAAAACUAUUAGAAAUAGAGUAUUUGGACCAUAAUUGUUACUAAAGUUGAAAAUAGUAGUUCAAUUUGAAAUAAAAUGUAACUAUGCAAAUAACCUUUUAUUUUCUUCAUUCCCAUGUGACUUCUGAGGUGCUUAUAUCACACAACGACAUUGGAACUAAUAUCCUUCAUGGGGUUUAACCACCUUCCAGGAGAGUGGCAGUCCCAAGUCACCGUUAUUUUGGGGAUCAUGGGCUGAAAAUUUUGAUGACACCCAGCAAGUAAAGACAACAUUUUUACUGUCAGCCUGAACAUUACAUACUUUAGAUUAAUCGAGCAGUGAUAAGUGAUCAAAUUAGGGUUAUUAUUGAAUGGUAAAGAAAGAGUGGGUAGCUGUUUCUCAGAAAUAGCUGGUGCAUUGAUCCUCCACAUUAAAGUGUCACUCACCAGUCCUUCAGCAGAACACAUUUCCCCUGCUCAUGCUGCUUGAACUUUCACUGUUGAUCCCCCAUUUGCCAUGUUUUAAAAAAAAGAGAAAACAAAUGAUGCCAUUUCAUGUGUUAGACCUUUUUGUAGUUGAUGUUAUUUGUGCCACAAUGUCUCUGUGUCUUGUGUAAAAGGGUAAAUAACUUGUGUCUCGAUGAAAUAAAA